This is a messenger RNA of Cladophialophora immunda, 327 nucleotides long. RefSeq lists its product as uncharacterized. The transcript has a single exon. The coding region runs from base 1 to 327 and encodes 108 amino acids. Lineage: Eukaryota; Fungi; Ascomycota; Eurotiomycetes; Chaetothyriales; Herpotrichiellaceae. The record is from RefSeq and is a predicted model, not a curated record.
AUGAAAUCACUCAAUCCCCAACUUCGGAAAAAGGGCUUGGAGAUGGUCCUGGACCCAUCCGUCGACCCGGCGCUGGGACCCGUCUACACCUUCCAGUCGGUCAAACCGGGCAUGACGAACAACGACGUGGCGUACCGCCUGUACUAUGCUGGAGAGGUGGCGAAGUGGAGUGCGUCGAGGAGGAAAGCCAUCGACAAGGCUGCGAAGAAGAUCAAGGCCCGGCAGGAGAAGGAGGAGAGAGAGAGGAAGCGCGCAGCGAGUGCGAGCGCCAGUUCGACGGCGGGUUCCAGUUCCGGUGCAAGCUCGAGUGGCAGCGGUGAGGAGUGA